CCGGGAAUGGACGUUCCCGAACCCGGUUUAUAUUUAGCAUUCUUCGAAAGUAACUUCGAGAUUUGUUAACUAAAUUAAAAAUACACCCACCUUUUGUUUUCGCUCGCAGUGUUUAAAUGAACAGUGUUGCAAUAAUUUUCAUUUUUCAAUGUUAGUUUAAUAUUAUUUAUGUUUGAAAAGUUUCGUCAAAAACGCAUUUAACUUAAGCUUCUUCGUUUAUACAUAAAAAUGCUAGUCAAUGUAUAGCAAAUAUGACUAGAAAACGAAGUACAUAAAGGUGACAGAUAUCAGAGUAAAGUAGGCGAUUUAUGUGGAAGUUAUAGAAAUUGUAACCAUGUGUAAGGGAGUGAAGGCUGUCGAUUGGGAGACUGAAACGCUUAUGGGCUCACCGCCUCCGGUGUCGAAAUGGGAACGAUUUAUUCCACGUGCAGCGUUGUCUCAUAUUGGGCUUUUUGUGGCACUAAUGCUAUAUACUGCUGGGGGAGGAUUGGUUUUUCGCGCUCUCGAGUAUCCAGCUGAAUUAGCAAAACAAGAAUACCUCAGGGAUCGUAUACUUACCGAAAGGUGGAACCUUAUACGUGUGGUUGCUGAUUAUAAUAUAAACGGAACUGAAGAUGUUAGUUUAGAAAAAGUUCUUAGUGAUCACCUAGCUAUUUAUGAAAGGAUUUUAGAAGGUGCAUCUGGUAGCGGCAUUGCAUUAGACAUAGAGAAUAAUUUCCCUCCAUUAGAAGAGAAAUGGAGUAUAUUGCAAGCGGUUUUCUUCUCGUCGACCGUGCUCACCACAAUAGGAUAUGGCAACAUAGUACCAGAAACAUUUUGGGGGAGAUUGUUCUGUAUCGCAUACGCCCUUAUUGGUAUUCCAUUAACGUUGACUGUGAUAGCCGAUCUUGGCAGAGUGUUUGCAACAGUUGUGUCUGUUAUGGCUAAACAAAUGCCUACAAUGCCGAAAUGGUGUAACCGACUGUCAGAAUCUAAUCCGGCGGGCCAGAGAUCUCUGUACGCGUUUUGGGCUGUGUGCUUCCUGUUCGUGUACUUGUCGGCCGGAGCCGGGUUAUUCAAGAUGUGGGAGGACGACUGGACUUUCUAUGAUGGAUUCUAUUUUUGUUUUAUCACGAUGACUACCAUUGGAUUUGGAGAUCUCGUUCCAAAAAGGCCGAAAUACAUGUUACUGUGCACCCUAUACAUUUUAAUUGGGCUGGCGCUAACUUCGACCAUUAUCGAGCUGGUCCGCAGACAGUAUGCCAGAUCUUGGCAACAACUGCGGGCACUAUCCGGGCCACUGGCAGACACAUUACGAAGAAUAGGCGACGCCGGACGAGGAGUCGACGUGUCUGCUCUACAUAACGACCUUAGGAAGGUCCUGACUGUCGUCACCAUGCCCAGGCUGGGUCGCGACGGUAUGGGCGAGAAACGUCAACUGGAAUGGGAGGCAGCCGUGGAAGCCGUCAUCAGGGACAUCACUAGCCCCAUAUCGCCGCAGCCAAAACCGCCUAUAGUUCAAAUUGUGAUAUACGAGUCGUCUGUGUAACUCGAUCUAGUUUUAUAUAAACUUUAUGAAAUCCUUUACAAUAAUUCUGCAAUGGAGUUCGUUUUAAUGAUUUUAAUGGGCGACUAAUACAGCUUAUUUUGGUUUUUAAAAUCCAAUUCUAUAAUGAUCGGCAUAAUUUUAAAAUAUCGUGCUUCGGAAGGACCAAUAAAAUGCACUUACAAAGUGGACAUCAUUAAAUCUUCAGCAGUGAAUAGACACAUUUGGCAAGCGCUUUCUGUCUGAAUCACCGCCUUUAUUUUUUGAUCGAUCGCUUGAAACUCCCAUAAUAGAGUCUCUGCACCAGCCACUGAGAGAGUUACAUUGCCAAAAAAGCAAAGUGAGGCAAGUAUGCCUUUUUUAUUACAAUAAGUAAUUAAACUAAAAAACUAACUUAAAAUUAUAGAUAUGUAAGUGAGAGAGUGCGCUCAGGAACUGUUCGAUCUUGUGCCACCUUCGCUGUUCUACCACAGUACUGCUAGGCAUUGCAGAGAUCUGCACCGCUACCUCGUCGAUAUUCCUCAAACGCGUACUAAGUGGUUUAGUUCCUCUUUCCUUAUACGCACUGCAAAUAUGUGGAAUGCUCUUUCAGCUUCAGUUUUCCCCACCACCUACAAUAUGGUUAUCUUAAAGUCAAGAGUGAUUAGGUAUAUUCUAGGCAAGCGCGUUCCACCAUAGCAUCUGCAUAAUCGCUUACCACCAGGCAUGAUUGCAGCUAAGCGCUUGCUUAUACAAAAAAAAUGUUAUCCAUUUUUAGCAGAAUCAGAAGUAAAAUAAGAAAGCCAAUGUCGAACAAAGGUUAUGAUUCGCAACAUUUGUCAGGACAACUUAAUUAAAAACUGUAACUAAAAUAAGAUCCUAGAAUGGCAAAGAAUGUAGUCAAUCUUAAGUAGAGUCACGCACUUGUGAACGUUGUGUGUAGGGUUAAAAGAUCUUGAGAUUGACUGUUAACAAACAAACUCCCCUUUUCCAUUCAAGUCCCUACCCCCGCCUAUCCCAAGUAACCCGUGAAGAAUUACACAACAAGAAAUGUGGACGGCUCGAACGCCACGAGUAUACCGAAGCCAACCGCACGACGAGUGCCUUAUAUCGCAAGUCAUCCCCGCCAACCGAUCUGUACCCCUCUCUAACUCCCCACUCUUUACAGAAACAAGUCGCGCCACCUGACGUCAUAUCCGUCUCAGACUACUAUUUCCUACAUUAUAUUAUUCCUUUAGUUCAUUAUAUUUAUAUAGGUGUGGCCAAAAAUACGUCUUUCACGGGCCGUGGCUUGCGGUCCACCGGAUGUGACAGUCAGUUGGCUGAUUUCUGUAGAUUGAUUUAUGACUCUUUGAUGUUUGGCAUUUAAAAUUAAUUUUGUUUAUAUAGUUAAUACAUUUGAAUAUUGUCUGUAUUGUAUUCAUAUCAGGUUACGAAUUA
Messenger RNA from Bicyclus anynana (squinting bush brown), 2944 nucleotides. Its product is annotated as TWiK family of potassium channels protein 7. Bases 335 to 1528 code for a protein of 397 amino acids. Gene Ontology annotation, biological process: potassium ion transmembrane transport; stabilization of membrane potential. Gene Ontology annotation, molecular function: potassium ion leak channel activity. Gene Ontology annotation, cellular component: membrane. NCBI's taxonomy places the organism in Eukaryota, Metazoa, Arthropoda, Insecta, Lepidoptera, Nymphalidae. The transcript is spliced from 8 exons. The record is from RefSeq and is a predicted model, not a curated record.